Molecule: messenger RNA, 1747 nt
Organism: Helianthus annuus (common sunflower)
Lineage: Eukaryota; Viridiplantae; Streptophyta; Magnoliopsida; Asterales; Asteraceae
Product: 3-ketoacyl-CoA synthase 9
Exons: 2
Coding region: 76-1617 (513 amino acids)
Biological process (GO): fatty acid biosynthetic process
Cellular component (GO): membrane
Molecular function (GO): acyltransferase activity, transferring groups other than amino-acyl groups
Source: RefSeq, a predicted model, not a curated record
CCUCCACAAAUAACAUUAUUCAAACACAUUCAAAAACAUAUUCAAAACUCACAUCAUUCAAGUCUUCAACCACCAAUGUCCACCUCCUCCCACCAUCCCUCCGCCGCACACUCCGGCGCCACCGUCGAAAUCCGCCCACCACGACCACCACUUCCAAAUUUCCUCACUAGUGUUAAACUAAAAUAUGUUAAAUUAGGUUAUCACUACCUCAUGUCACACCUUCUAACCCUUUGUCUCCUCCCUCUAAUCGCGGUUACCGCGGUUAACCUAUCCCAACUAAACCUUGACGACAUCGGAAAACUGUAUAAUCACCUCCAAUACAACGUUAUAACCGUCAUGGCGUUAUCCGGGGCCGCCUUGAUUGGGACAACCGCGUAUUUGAUGACACGACCACGACCCAUUUUCCUCGUGGACUACUCUUGUUACCGCCCUCCAGACGACUUGAAAGUCAAAUUUGACGUCUUCAUGGAGCGCUCUAGGCUCCAUGGUGGGUUCAACGAGUCCGCACUUGAGUUUCAAAGGAAGAUUUUAGAAAGAUCGGGUCUCGGGGAGGAGACGUAUCUCCCCGAGGCCCUACAUAGCAUCCCGCCUGUUCCCUCGAUGGCUGCCGCGAGGAAAGAGGCCGAGGAUGUUAUGUUUGGAGCUCUUGAUAAUCUGUUCGAAUCGACUAAAGUUAACCCGAAAGAUAUCGGAAUUUUGGUGGUGAAUUGCAGCUUGUUUAAUCCGACUCCGUCGUUGAGUUCCAUGAUAGUUAAUAAGUAUAAACUCCGGGGGAAUAUUAAGACGUUUAACCUCGGCGGUAUGGGUUGUAGCGCGGGUGUGAUCGCCGUUGAUUUGGCUAAAGAUAUGCUACAGGUACACCGUAACACGUACGCUGUAGUCGUCAGCAUGGAAAACAUAACUCAAAAUUGGUACUUCGGGAACAAGAAAUCAAUGCUAAUCCCCAACUGUUUAUUCCGAGUCGGUGGCGCCGCGUCGCUCUUAUCAAACAAAUCCGCGGACAAACGCCGCGCAAAAUACAAGCUCCUCCACACGGUCCGAACCCACUGUGGAGCGGACGACACCGCAUUCAACUGCGUGUACCAAGAGGAAGACGGAGCCCGAAAGGUCGGGGUUUCGCUUUCCAAAGACUUGAUGGCUAUCGCGGGCAGCGCGUUAAAAGCAAACAUCACCACCUUGGGCCCGCUCGUGCUCCCGAUAAGCGAACAAGUGUUGUUUUUCGCGAGUUUGGUGGCUAGAAGAGUAAUGGACUCUAAAAUGAAACCGUAUAUUCCGGAUUUUAAACUAGCGUUCGAUCACUUUUGUAUCCACGCGGGUGGGCGGGCAGUGAUCGACGAGCUAGAGAAGAACUUGCAGUUGUCUGAUGAGCAUGUCGAGCCGUCUAGGAUGACGUUAUACCGGUUUGGUAAUACGUCAUCGAGCUCGAUUUGGUAUGAGCUGGCUUAUACGGAGGCUAAAGGGCGUAUGAAGAAAGGUAACCGCGUUUGGCAAAUAGCGUUCGGUAGCGGCUUUAAAUGUAACAGUGCGGUUUGGAAAGCCGUUAGAUCCGUGAAGCCGUCGGAUAGUAACCCGUGGGCAGAUUGCAUUCAUAAAUUCCCGGUCAAAAUAAGUGUGUAAUUAUAGUGUGAUGAUACACAGAUGUAUUUUUUUCUUUUUUCUUUUGUUUUUUUUUUUUUUUUGUGACAAAAAGAAAAGGGUUUGUAAUUUGGUUUAAAGUUUAUAAAAAUGGUGUGUUUUGUAGAAAUUA